CUACUGGGAGCUGGAUUAUUGCUAUUCUUUAACAUUCUAUGCGGCUCCACAACUGCGACUCCAAUCAACAAGUGGUAUUGGCUUGAAGCAGGAACAGAACUAAUCCCUGGUGCACAUCCAGUGACUAGAUGGACAAGCUACAACUCCUGUGGUGUGUCCAAUGGACACAAUGUUGACUGUACUGAUUCUUCUCCAGCGUAUCCAAUGUCCCCUGUCUCAAACUUUGACACAACCGAGGGCGUUCCCAAAGGGCUGCAAUCAAGAAAGGGAACAACGUAUUACCUCUCUAAGACUGGCUGGGCUUUCCUGCUAAUUGGUUUGCUAUUCACGUUGUUGGCGCUGAUCCCAAAUCUCUUUAGCGUUUGCUUGCCAUCAAUGCGUUUGCUAACUGGCACACUCGAGGUUUUUACCAUACUUGCUCUUUUAUUCAUUGCGCUUUCAGCAAGUUUGCUUACAGCUGGUUACGUCAAGGCUCGUAAUAGCUUUAGGGAUGCGGGGCAUUCAACAAGUUUGGGUCGUACAAUGCUGGCAUUUAUAUGGACCUCUGUCUUCUUGUUGGCAGUUGCUAGUUUAGUCAAUAUCUUUGGAAUCUUUACAAGAAACAAAAUGACUGACAGAGAAAAGAAAUACACAGAUAACUACGACAUUACU
Messenger RNA from Williopsis jadinii, 651 nucleotides. RefSeq names its product SUR7/PalI family protein. The record is from RefSeq and is a predicted model, not a curated record. Gene Ontology annotation, cellular component: cell cortex; plasma membrane; membrane raft. The annotation marks the transcript as partial. Lineage: Eukaryota; Fungi; Ascomycota; Saccharomycetes; Phaffomycetales; Wickerhamomycetaceae. The transcript has a single exon. Gene Ontology annotation, biological process: cortical actin cytoskeleton organization; endocytosis; fungal-type cell wall organization.